UUCAAAAUUAAGAUAAACAAAGUUGUUGUUAAUCUAAAAUAUACUCUCCUUCAUUGCUCUUCCAUCUAUCUGGUAGACUUGCAAAGCCCCUCUUACAAAAUUCACUUGUCUAUGAUGAAAAAUACUCCUCCACUAGUGUUCUGGCCUUGUCUACAGAAUUCAUAUUUUUUCCGUCCAAAUGAUUUUAAAAACUGUGGGAUAAAUGAUAAUCAGAUGGGGCAAUUUCCAGAGAAUAUGGUGGGUGGGGCAUCGUUCCCCAUUGAAACCGCUCCAGCCUUUAGAAUGUCAUCCUCGCUGUAUGUGGACAAGCAUUAUCCUGAUGGAAGAACACCUUUCGUCUUGAAAUCAAAGAUAGCUGUUCUCCAAUGGCACGCAGGUGUCAAUGAAUGGUUGAAUGACCAAAUCCAUGCUUUUCUGAUAGUUCCUGGAAGUUAGUGUGUAUCAACAGACUUGUUUCAUGUGUGGAAGCCUUAUUUCAUUGUGUAUCUUAAUUGAGCUUUGUAGAAGCUCAUCAAUUGAUCAGCACUGAAUCAUUUCCUACCAAUGCCCCAUUCAACCCAUGCCAACAGGGAAAACAGGCAUAAAAUGUUGAUAGUGGUGAUGAUGAUCUGGAGGAAGACUACUGUUUUGGGAUAUAAUCUCAGUUAUUUUAUGUAUGUGAUGGGCAUCAGAAAAGAUCAAAGAUUAUGCAAACUAGCAUUUGUAGUGACUUCAAAGGUUUUAAGCUCAUGUUGUUCAGGAUUAGAGAGUGCAAGAUAAUAAGAUUAUUGAAGUUUUGACUGAGAAUAGAAAUAAAGAUAUUCUAAUUUUGAUUAAAUUUUCAUUUUACAGGAAUAUUUGAAAGUGUGAAAGGCCACGUGUUGUGUCAGCUCUGCAUGCCUCAAUGUCAGAACAAUAAUGUUGAUUCUGAUGAUGAAGAAAUCAUUACAGGAGUAUGCAAGGCAUGUAAUACCUCUCUUUUGACUAGCAAACAUCUACUUAGUGCUAUUGAAGUGGACGGUAUAAUGAAAUCAUCUGGUGUCUCUUAUAAUGCCACGCCACCAUCAAUAGAUAACCUGACAGGUGAAAACAAAAGACUGUCAAAGAAAUUAUAUAAACAUUGGUAUGACGUGGAGAUGAGUUCUUCGGAAGAGGAAGAAGAAGUAGGAGAGGAAGAGGAAGUAGAAGGAGGAGAGGUCAAUGGUCGUGAUGAUGUACAAGACAGCUCAAAUUCUACACCAAAGGAAACACCCAUAAAAAGCUUUGUAAGUAUAUCUGUUAUCAUUUAGUAUCAUUGUGUGGUGAGAAGUUUACUUUCCAAUCACAUGGUCUUUGAUUCAAUCCCACUGCAUGACACCUUGGGCAAGUGUCUCCUACAUUAGCCCUACUUUGAUCAAAGUCUUUUCAGUGGCUUUUGUAGAUGGAACUCAAAAAGAAUCCUAUUGUAUAUAUACUCUUUUACCUGUUUCAGUCUUUUGACUGUGGCCAUGCUGGAGCACCGCCUUUAGUCGAGCAAAUCGACCCCAGGACUUACUCUUUGUAAGCCUAGUACUUAUUCUAUCGGUCUCUUUUGCCGAACGCUAAGUUACGGGGACAUAAACACACCAGCAUCAGUUGUCAAGCGAUGUUG
This is a messenger RNA of Octopus bimaculoides (California two-spot octopus), 1609 nucleotides long. RefSeq lists its product as uncharacterized. Gene Ontology annotation, molecular function: RNA polymerase I core promoter sequence-specific DNA binding. Gene Ontology annotation, cellular component: fibrillar center. Gene Ontology annotation, biological process: transcription by RNA polymerase I. NCBI's taxonomy places the organism in Eukaryota, Metazoa, Mollusca, Cephalopoda, Octopoda, Octopodidae. The record is from RefSeq and is a predicted model, not a curated record.